GGGAGUGGUGGCCGCGGGUAGCGGUCUCUGGUGUGUGGGUUUCCUUUGCUCGCUCCGCGUCCUCACACGGUUCCUCGGCUCGGUUUCGGGCCCAGCGGGCUCAGCUCCUCGCCAUGGACUCCCAGAAAGAAGCUCUACAAAGGAUUAUUUCAACUCUGGCAAAUAAAAGUGAUGAAAUUCAGAACUUUAUUGAUACACUAAAUCAUACACUAAAAGGAGUUCAGGAAAAUUCUUCUAUCAUUCUUUCAGAGUUAGAUGAGGAAUUUGAUAGUUUGUACUCUAUAUUGGAUGAGGUGAAAGAAAGUAUGAUUACCACUAUCAAGCAGGAGCAAGCACGGAAAUCACAAGAGUUACAGACUCAGCUUAGUCAAUGUAAUAAUGCCCUAGAGAACUCGGAAGAAAUCCUAGAAUUUGCAACACGAUCACUAGAUAUAAAGGAACCUGAAGAAUUUUCAAAGGCUGCCAGACAGAUCAAGGAUAGAGUCACAAUGGCUUCGGCCUUUCGCCUUUCUUUGAAGCCAAAGGUCAGUGACAACAUGACUCAUUUAAUGGUGGAUUUCUCUCAGGAAAGACAGAUGCUGCAAACUUUGAAGUUUUUGCCAGUUCCCAAAGCUCCAGAAAUAGAUCCAGUAGAGUGUUUGGUGGCUGACAACUCUGUAACAGUAGCUUGGAGAAUGCCAGAAGAAGAUAAAAAGAUUGACCAUUUUAUACUGGAACAUAGGAAAACUAAUUUUGAUGGACUUCCACGUGUAAAGGAUGAGCGAUGCUGGGAGAUAAUUGAUAAUAUUAAGGGUACUGAAUAUACACUAUUAGGCUUAAAAUUUGAUUCAAAGUAUAUGAAUUUCAGAGUGCGAGCUUGUAACAAGGCUGUGGCUGGAGAGUACUCUGAUCCUGUGACUCUGGAGACCAAAGCACUUAACUUCAAUUUGGAUAACUCAUCAUCCCAUUUGAACCUGAAAGUUGAAGAUACUUGUGUAGAGUGGGAUCCUACUGGAGGAAAAGGUCAAGAUAAUAAAAUUAAAGGAAAAGAGAACAAGGGCAGUGUCCAUGUUACUUCACUGAAGAAACAUACAAGAAGUGGUACACCAUCCCCCAAACGGACAUCCGUAGGCUCCAGGCCAUCAGCAGUAAGAGGCAGCAGAGAUCGUUUUACUGGGGAAUCAUACACAGUGCUGGGAGACACUGUUAUUGAAAGUGGACAACAUUACUGGGAGGUCACAGCCCAGAAGGAUUGUAAAUCCUACAGUGUGGGAGUAGCAUACAAGACUUUGGGGAAAUUUGAUCAGUUGGGAAAGACAAAUACGAGUUGGUGCAUCCAUGUCAAUAACUGGCUACAAAACACAUUUGCAGCAAAACAUAAUAAUAAAGUCAAAGCCUUGGAUGUUACUGUUCCUGAGAGAAUAGGUGUAUUUUGUGAUUUUGAUGGAGGUCAACUUUCUUUCUAUGAUGCAAACUCAAAACAGUUGUUGUAUUCCUUUAAGACAAAAUUUACUCAGCCUGUUCUACCUGGUUUCAUGGUUUGGUGUGGUGGACUUUCUUUGAGUACUGGGAUGCAAGUUCCAAGUGCUGUGAGAACACUUCAGAAAAGUGAAAAUGGAUUGACUGGUUCAGCUGGUAGCCUGAACAAUGCUGCUCAGUAAUGUUUACCCCCAUUUUGAUUGGGAAGCUUUUUCUGUGCAAUUACUAAUCACAGAAAUUUACGAGUGGUGGAAAUCAGAAUUGCUACCUUCUGCUUUAAGGCCUGGAAUCCCUUAGCAUUAAGCAUUCAGUAUGAAGCAUUUGCAGGAACCUGUUGUGCAAUUUCUAGAAGCAAGCAGAUGUCGAGCAAGAAACUGAUGGUUAGAAGAGUAAAUAGGGAAAAGGCAGUGUUUUAUUCUUACAUAGAAACUCAUUUUUACGUUUGUUGGAUUACUUUGGCUCUUCUGACAUGUUGAAUUACAUGACCCUAGGGCAAGAUUUUAAGUCUUCCUUUUUCCCUGAAUACUUCUAUUUCAUCACUACCUAUUAUUUAGUUCUUACACUGAAGCUUUAAAAAUAUACAGUUCUUUAAAAUUUUCAAAAAUCAAGACAAUUGGAUGGGGAUGCUAGAAAGGUUUUCUUACAAUGUCUUCUGUUUCCCCUUUUAUAAUAUGUUGAGUUUUGCUAAAUUAUCUUUUGUUUAUUGAAUAGAUUAUAUGUCAUUUCUCUUUUCCAAAAUAUUGUGGUAUUUUUCUUGUGGUUAUAAUUAAAAAUAGAGAGUGGGUAGGGAGAGUUUCUAGACAUAAUAGCUUAAAAUCCCCCAAAUUUUGGUUUUGUGCCUAUUGCACUAACACAGUGAUAAAGGGUCAUUCUUUACAUAUUACCCUGUGUUAAUUAGACUUCUUUUCAUUCAGUCAUUUUGGAUGAUGAGUAAUAUUUUCAAAAGCCUUAUAUUUUCUGAUACUGUUGUCUAGUUUAAUCUCACCUUUAAUAGUUAUGUUGGUAAAGUUUCCAUUCAAAUUUUGGAAUAACUGUUAUUAUACUGUUUUUAAACGUUUUUAAUAGGAAUGAAAGUUUAUUAAAGUUACAGAGAAGGGUAGAAAAACUUACACUAUUCAGCUUUUAUCAAAGAAGGGUAGGUUAUCAAGGGAGGAGUUUAAAAGUAUUCUUUAGUGAAGUAAUUUUUACCUUCUUUUUAAUAAGAUAUGGAAUGGUUUAAAGAACUGUUUCGGGAAACAAUCUACACAUCACUGAAUUGGCACAUGAGUUUUUCAAGCAUAAACAUUCAGAGGUUAUUUUCCUGUCAAUCCUUUUGCUACAUUCAUUUGCUUUAUAAAAGGAUGUAAUUGUUCCAUAAUUGACAUAGAAUAAUCUUUCCUAAACUGAGGGAUAUUGUGUUAAAAAUGAGCCAGAAACCUGUGGUUAUUGAGCAGAACAUAUCUAUUCUUUGAAAGCAGAUCAAAAUUUGUAACACAAGUCCUUUGAGCCAAACUAAAAGCAGUAAUUAUAGUAUUUAAGAAUUCCUUGGGCAUUUUAAAGAGGUCUGAAUUUAUGUUUCCCUUAACUUUAAAAACUUUUUUCUUGUUGACUUGCAUUCUCAUUUCAAAUAUCUUGUGUUAUGACAACCUUCUCCCAUGGAGUGAUAUUUGAGGUGCUUUCUACAGAAAGGCCAGUGGAAUAGUAAUAGCUCAUUAUCUUUUAAAGUUUACUGCUUACUAAUAAGAUGUUUUGUUUCAUUGGUAAAACAAAUCUAAAUACGGAAUUUUAGUUGAGCUGGGGUAUUAUUUUCCCAGAGGACAUUCAUGUCUGCACUAUUGUUUGAUGUUAAUAUUGGUAAUUUUUAAGACCGUAAGGCAGUUUAGAGAAUAAAAUAUGUCAACCGAUAUGCUUUUGAUUCACAAAACAAAUAUAAUUUUGUUUUUGUGCUCCUCAUAGAGAAUUCUGAAAGCAAUUUUAAUAUGUUCUGAUCCCCAAAGAGGGGUUAUUCCAGAACCUAAGGAAACAGGUUAUAAACCCUUUUCAUAGACUCUAACCUGAAAGCAGUAAUUUAGUGGUUGAGCGGCUUUAUGUGAAGAACUACACAGUGCAUUUUAACAAAAAUGACACAGAGAAAGCCAGAAGUUCUUGUAUAAAAUUUUUUACUGUUAGGUUUUAUAACUUAUAAUUGUGUCUUCUGAUUAAUUCAGUGCCUUCUUCCUCGAAGCACGCUCUUUCUUCAUGCUGCAUGCUGUGUCAAUUGAUACUUAAACCAGAGGGUAUUAUGUUAGAAUGGUGAGGAUCUUCUAUUACAGGAGGAUGGGGAAAAGGAAAUAAUUAAUCAAAGACUGGAGGAGUGCAUAUGAUUCUUUCCUGUGCUCAUGCCAUCAUUUGAGACCCUUCAUAAAGAAUUUUGUAAUAUUCAUUUGGAACAUGUAUUAAUUUCACUCAAGAUGUUUAAUUUCUCAGAGGUUUAUGUGAUAAAUAUGAAUUCAGUAAAUCCAGAGUCUUAAGUUCUCAAUACAUGUAAUACUUGAUAUUAUAUUAUACUAUUAUUACUUAAAAAUAAGAUUCUGACAUUUUCCUCUUACUGUGCUUUUUCUUAAAGGUCUCUAAAAUUAAAGAAUAGAAGGUGCAUUUUUUUGUUUAUUUAAGUUUGUUGUUAAGUUAAACUCAAGAAAGUUUGCCACCCUCAUUUUCAGACUAGAAAAUAAUCAACAGUCGUGCCUAUUUACCUAGUCUCAAAAUAAGGUAAAACUGAUAAUAAUAAUAAUAUUUACAUUGACUUUUGAAUAAAUUAAAAAUUAUUGAGCUCUUUUGCUGAAUUUAAUACAUUGUGGAAAGCUGCUAUACUCUUUCAUACACUCUGUUGCUUUAUUCUUUAUUUUGACAGAUCAAACAUGGUUGCUUUUUAUAAAAGAAAUGUGUGAGAGGUUAACUGUAAUGGAUUUAUCACAGGUAUAAAAAAAUUGUUUUAUAAAAACAUGCAUUUAGUAUCACAUUUUUAACAGCUGAAUUCCAAACCAGUUUUAAUAAACUGGAUAAAGACAUGAAGGGGCUGCCUUAAGCACUUUAGAAAAAGAUUUUUAAAUAAUUCAUUUUGAUCCCUUGAGCUGACCAUGUCUCAUAGGUCUUUAACUUUUGGUAAAUAUGUAUAUAGCAAGCAUUUCAUAACUGAAUGCACAUAGCAAGUUAGUAUACAGCAACCCUUUAUGUGUUCCAGGUGUAGGUAAACAGAUUGAAAGUAUUAGGGCAUGCCUGUCUGCACAUGGGCUUUGGUGGCAUCUGUACCAUUUUGACAAAUGGUAAACUGCUGCUGUACAGCUGGACUUGGUCUACUUCAUUCUGCAAACAGUAACUUUUCCCCAUGUUAUCAUCUAAAGAGACAUACUGGCUUUUCACUUAUUUGAGAAAGUAAAGCAUAAAUGGUAUCAUGUAUACUUUGAUUUUUUGUGACUGAUCCUUGAUAUAAAUAAUAAAAGUAAAUAUUUAUAUUGAACUCUCUUAAUUAGGUUAAGAUAUUCUAUUUCAGGACUUACCUAGAAGGAUCAGUUAUUCCCUAUCUGCUUUUUCCAUACAAAUAUAGUCAUUUAUGUAUUUUAACUUUUUCUGGAAUCAAUUGGAAACGGAUAUAUAUGGAAAAGGGUUAUUUCAAAGAGUAGUGAUUUUAGAAGAGGAUAGUGUAGGCUUCUUCCUAUAAAAUAUGCGAUGCCAGGCUAAAAAAAUAGGGACUGUCUUUUCAGAUCAUCAAAUAUAUUUAAUAAUUCUAAAAAAACAAACAUUUUUAUUAGAUCAGUGUUCAUUCACUGGCUAAUUCAUCCAACAGUUUCAUUUUUCUGUGAUGUGACAGUCGUAAUUUGAUUCCUUUGUAUUCAGAUUUCCAAAACUAGUGAAGUUUGAUUUACUGUGAGUAAAGUUUUGCUGCUGUUGAGUGGUGUGACAAAGUUUGCGUCUUAAAAAUAAUGUCCUACUAAAUCAGAAGUUUAAAAAAGUAAAUUUUUUAAAUAGUUUUAAACUCCAUAUAAUGUAGUUCACUUUUACACAGUCACAUAAAGUGAAUUUGGAAAAGUUUUCUUCCUUGAUUUUAUUUUUACUGAGUGUAUUCUUUUAGGGGAGUAUAUGGUCAGCAUAAAUUUACAUAGCAUCCAGGUAACCAAAAGAUUAUUUCAAUUACACAUUUCAUAAAACUGACACUGGUGCAUUAUAAGAGAUCAUGAAUGUUUUCUUAAUCAUCAUAGAAAGAUUACCUCAUUUUCAGUAUGGUUUUAGUUUUGUAUGUAUCUUACAGUAUUCACAUUCUGCAAAUAUUUGUAAUCCUGAUGUCACAUAUUACUUUGUAACCUGGUUAACCUAAAUACUCUAAGCAUUUUGAGUAAGUUGGGACUUUAAAUGGAGGACAUUUAGUAUGUAUUGUUUUCAUUGAAAAGAUACUGUUGGAUAUGCCAGAUAUAGGUUAAAAGUAUUGGCUUAUAAAUAAAUACCAGAAGUUGCCAUAGUACUUUUUCCCUCAAACUACCUAAUUAUUAAACUAAAACAGUAUUUGUUAUUUCUGGAUCAAUAAGGCACUGGCCUUUGAUUUCAUAAUUAUUGAAGCUCUAUUAUUUUAAACUAUGUUCUCUGACUGAUUCCUGUUCAAUCUUUUUGUAAUAGACAUGUAGAGGAUUUCAUACUAUGUAAGGCAGAAGGUCGGUGAAGGUCUUUUCUUUGUCUUGGAGUUUUAAGUUUGGGCCAUUUUUAAAGUAAGUCAAAUUGUAAGUGAUUGGUGGUAAAAGGCAUUUUUAUUAGUAUUGGAACUUUUUGGAGAACAUAAGGGCUAUGAGAAUGCAUAAUUUUAAAAACCAUUUCCAAUAUCUCUAAGAUACCAAAGCAAUGGGUCUAAUUUGCCUUUUAAGGGAGAUUCUUUAAAAUCAAAUUUAUAACUAAUUCAUGCUAUAAAAUAUAUAAUAGCUAAGGUUUUGGAGCAGUUUUUAUGAAAAACCACUCGUCUUUUAAAUUUCUGGAUAUGAUAUUAAAAAGUGUUAGCUUUAUUUAAAUUAAUCCCCUUAACUCUACUCUAUACUAGAUCUAUGCCCUCUACAUGUAAAUCAUGUAUCUUCUUUGAACCUCCAGGGCCUUAUCUAUAAAAUAAUUGUAUCUUGUUCAGCCUACCUCACUGGGCUGUUGUGAGGAUCAAAAUGAAAUGGAGUAUGUGAAAUUGUUUCAAAAACAUACAGUGCUGUUUUAAGUGUAAGAUUUUUUUAGGCAAUAAUGGAUUUCCGUAUUUGGAUGCUUCUGUAUGGCAUUUACAUUUAUAAAUGUGCUUAAAAUUGGUGUCCCCUGGUGUUACCAACAGUAAUGUCAAAUGUGAUUUAAAGAAUAAAAAAGAAAAAUUAUGAAAGGCUUAAGUGAAACAAUAUUAAGAAAAAAAAAUUAAAAUGUUCUUAACAUUCAUUUAGUUUGUGCAUGACCUGUGGCUUUUCUGUAUGUUCUCAUCUAGCCUGUUAAACUGUAUCAAAACUUUCUAGAGCUGUGAAAUUUCUCCCACAGCUUUAGUGUGUCAGUGUAGAAUUAUGAGCAUAAGUGAACAAAUCAAUUAAGCUAUGUCUCCAUCCAGGCACUUGCACUUUGUAGUUAGGACUGCUCAGUGCCACAUGCAAAGACUGAAUUUGGCCUGAAUGAGUCUUUCCAAACAACUAAAUGGUUCAGCAGUUUGUUGUCCUUGGAUAAAAUCCAUGAUACAAGUUGUGCCGACUUAAUUUUUAACAACUUCGUUGCAUUUUUUUAAAAAUAAGAUGAAACAUUUCAAAACUUUGUUAGUUAACCAGGGCAUCAUUUACUAUCUCUCCUGAUACAUUUGUUAUGCUUUAAAAUUGGAUUUAUUAGUGGUUUAUGGGUUAUCUUAAUCUACAAAUUAUUUGGUAUGUGUUAUUUGGACCUGGUUUUGCUAUGCAGUUCUGAUUAUAAAAUUUAUAAUUCCUCAGGUUUAAUCUUUAAGUUUUGGAUGGUGAAUAACGAACUACUUAUGAUGUACUCAGUGCUACAAAAAAAAAGUGUUUUAAUAAGCAUAUUGCCUCAUUUCCCUUACAAAUGGACAAAGCCCUUCAAAUGUUUUUUUAAACUUAAAAAUAGGGGUAUUCAGAGUGGAAUAACUUGUAUCUUGAAGUGAUUGUAUGUUCUGUAUAUUAUGACUGAGUAAAAAGUUUUGCAAAAGCACCUGGAAUAUGACAUCUAAAAAUUAAACUUUUUUUCCUGCUUU
This is a messenger RNA of Choloepus didactylus (southern two-toed sloth), 7669 nucleotides long. It is a transcript of the gene FSD1L, whose product is annotated as fibronectin type III and SPRY domain containing 1 like. Gene Ontology annotation, molecular function: protein binding. NCBI's taxonomy places the organism in Eukaryota, Metazoa, Chordata, Mammalia, Pilosa, Megalonychidae. The record is from RefSeq and is a predicted model, not a curated record. The transcript has 14 exons. Bases 114 to 1640 code for a protein of 508 amino acids.